CUUUUUUGUAUUUAGCGAAUGAAUUUUGUUCUAUUUUAUUGAUAGAAUAGAGCAUAUCAGGUAAAAAUGCCACCCAAGAAAAAAGGGGGCAAGAAGGGGAAGAAAGGAGGUAAAAAGAGCGCGAAAGACGACGGGGGUUCGGUUUCUGGGGAGAAAACUGGAAAAGGAAGUCAAGAAUUAAACGAACUAAGCAAAGAAUUUUUCCUGAUUCAAGUCAAGGAUUUGGAGCAACGACUUUCAAGAUACCAAAAGAAAUGUGAUGAGCUGAGUAUUUCCAAUGCUGAAUAUGAAGAGAAAUAUAAACAAGUCGUUCAAGACAGAAAAGAAAUUGUGGAUUUUUUAAAGAAACAAUUGGAACAACGACAAGAUGAGAUUUCAGACUUGCACGACAGAUUGCUUGGCCUCCAACAGGCAAAGGAUGUUGAGAAGGAAAAUUCCGAAACUCAACUUUCUCAAUUUAAGCGAGAAUCGCAGGAUUUAAAAGAUACUUUAAUAUCGGAGAAUAUGAUACUUAGUGGGAAAAUCGCUGCACUUGAAGAAUUUAGGGUCCAGAAAGAAAACUUGAUGCAAAAGUUUGCCGACAUGGAAGCGAAUCUGAAACAACAAGAAACCGACCACAACAACACUAUUUAUGAAUUGGAACGCAAGGCAGUCGUGGAUAAGGACAGGUUAAAGAAAGAGAUGGUUCUUCGUGUGAAUAACGUCGCUGCAGAGUUUCGCAAAGUUUCCAACAAACAGAUGGCGGACACAACCAAACGAAAUAUCCGGGAAAAUGUUUCAAUUAAUUCACAACUCGCUAAAAUGUCGGAGAAGACAAAAGAAUUAGUGCAGGAAAAUGAUGAACUAAGGGAAAAGGAAAAGAAACAAAAAAUGCAAAUCGAGCUUUUGGAAGCAACGCAAGAAGAACUUGCAAAGAAAAACCACAGUAACUUAAAGGUAUUGAAGAUGAUUACAGCUCGUGCUCGUCAACAAGAAGUUCUUCUUGAAGAAUUGGAAACAAGAGAGCAAGAGUACGUUCAAUUUGAAGAGGAAUCUGGGGAGGUUAGAACGGAGAAUGAACAGCUGCAUAAUACACUUGAAAGUUUAGAAGAGCAAUGUUCAAGCUUGAAAGAACAAUUGAAGAAAACAGAGAAACAGAAUUGUGAUGUCAUAGCAGCAAAAGAAAGAUUGGAAGAUAUAUUGGCAGCCGCUGCUUAUACUCUUAAACAGGCCACCAUGGAAACAAACUAUGACGAUCCGAGUGUUGCCGUGAAAAGGGAGACCAUGAUGGAUCGGUUACUGUUGGUUUUAGAUUCGGCAGCACUGCUGGGCAAAGCUCCACCACCAGCAGAUUUUUUCAAACAAAGAGCAAAGACACUAAUGGCUCCACUUGCAUCUGUGAAAGAAGUUCCUAAACAAGACACAAGCCGUGUGGAGUCACCACCCAAGUUCCCACAUUAUAAACUCGGUGACCUUGGCUUGGUGCCGCGGCCUCGGAAGCAAGCCAUGGGCCACCCAAGCAAGGUCGCGCAUUUAUCGGCCACAACAAGGAUAGGCCUCAAGCCUUCAAUGACCAUUGGCUCUCUAACGCCAUCUACCUUACAGAAACAUGACCGCCUGCCAGCAAUUGUGGAAACAGCAAAAUAGUUUUUGUCAGAACUUAAAAAAUGCCAAACUUUUGUGAAAAUUGCUCUUUGACUAAUUUUUUCGCGGUUCAGAAUAUUAUUAAAUCAAAAAUAACACAGAGUUCGGAAAUUUUUUUUUUCAGACAGUUCAAUAUUGAGACAAUGACAAAAACUAAUGCACUUACCUUUGUUUUUUUACGAUUUGUUUCUUCGUUUGAUUCUGUAAAUCUUUUUCCUUUGUCUGUAAAUUAAACUGUGUAAAAAUCCAUUUACGCCAAACAACUUGUAAUAAAGUCUCACCUUUGCAUAA
Molecule: messenger RNA, 1914 nt
Organism: Ciona intestinalis (vase tunicate)
Lineage: Eukaryota; Metazoa; Chordata; Ascidiacea; Phlebobranchia; Cionidae
Source: RefSeq, a predicted model, not a curated record